GCCCCACCGAUAGGGGAUAGGUGUUAUUGCACUGUGCUCCUAAAGCAACAUAUCCCUCACAGAUGGUGCUGGUGUUGUUAUUUACGCAAGCCAAAACAUUGACAAAAAAUGCAUUUGGAGGCGGGGGUUGAAGAAAUUUAGCCGUGUGACAGGAAGUUUGAUCUUUGUUUUUUGUGUAAUUUCAUCUGGAGUCCAAAGGAAAUGAAUUAUCUAAUAGACAAGAGAGACGGAGAUAGAAAAAGAGUGAGAGAGAAAUAGUGAUAAUAGCUUAUGAUUAAUGCAUUGUUGUUUGAAAAUGCUCCGUAAGGGAUAUCUGACAAGACACCAGUUGUCACUGUGAAGUGAGAAUACUAUGCAGUGAAGCUGGUUUCUAAACAGUGAUAACCAUGGCAUCAGGAAGAUGCAAGUGUAUUUUGGUCUUCAGUAUUGGGAGUUUUUUGCUCUUACUUGGAGCAAUUGUGGGAGGAUUAUGGGGAAUUAUAUAUGACAAAAUGUUGCGGAUGGAGCUUGUGCUGACCAACACAUCCAGAAGUUAUCAAAUGUGGAAAGACAUUCCCAUACCCAUAUACAUGGAAUUCUAUAUGUUUAAUUGGACAAAUGCUGCUGCAGUGGUGGCUAAUUCUUCCAUUAAGCCCCAUUUUGAGCAAAUGGGUCCCUAUGUAUUCAGAGAGUAUCAUCACAGGGUGAAUAUGACCUGGAAUUCCAAUGACACCAUAACAUAUCAGCAAGUGCGCUCGUGGCACUUCCAGCCUGAUAUGUCCAAUGGGAGCCUCUCUGACAAUGUGACUAAUCUCAACAUGGUGGCAGCAGUAUGUGUGAUUGUUUUUGCUUCUAGAGAUUCUCCUACUGUGGCAUUUCAAACACGUUUCAUGAGUUAUUUUAAAAAAUUUGGGGUGGAUGUUUUGAUGCGGGCUACUCGUUCAAGACUGUAUGUUACAAAGACAGUGAAGGAGUUGCUGUUUGAUGGCUACGAUGACAAAUUGUUGGAUGUAGUAAAGAACUUCACACAUAAAAUUCCAUUUAAGCGUUUUGGAUACUUUGUGGAGCGCAACAAUUCUGCUUCAGCUGAUGGAAUCUUCAAUAUGUGGACAGGAGCAUCAGAUUUGCAUCAAUUGGGCAUGAUGGAACAAUGGAACUAUAAGCAUAAUACUGGACUUUAUAAACAACCUUGUGAUCUGGUACACGGUUCUUCUGGAGACUUGUGGCCUCCAGUAACAGGUCGCAACAGUGUGCAUAUCUUUGCAUCUGAUCUGUGCUUCUCCCUCCAGCUGUACUCUGCUGGUGCUGAAGAGGCACAUGGGCUUUCUGGGUUGCGCUUCGUGGGAGAUAAUCGCACUCUGGACAAUGGGAAGCACUUCUCUGAGACUCAGUGCCAAUGUGUUGGAGAUUGUCAGCCUUCUGGCACUCUCAAUGCUAGUGCUUGCCGCUUUGGGUCGCCACUUUUCGUAUCCUUCCCGCAUUUUUAUUUGGCUAAUUCAUCAUACUUAACACCACUGCAGGGUCUCAAGCCAGACAAGAAUCAUGAAUUUGCGAUUGUUCUACAACCUGAAACUGGAAUGCCCUUGCACGUGGAGGCAAAACUGCAGCUGAAUGUAUUGGUAGAGCGAUGGCCACAUUUAAGUGUUUUCAAACAUGUUCCUCAACGUAUGUAUGUGCCCAUGCUGUGGUUUGCGCAACUUGCCGAUUUCCCUCCAGAUCUGGCUGCCGAGGUGCGCACCCUUGUGGCCAUUCCUGCCAUCGGGAGAGGCACACUUUUUGGCAUUGCUGGUCUCGGUGCUUUUAUUUUACUUGUGGGUGCAUUAGUGACCUGGAAACAUGGAUGGUCAGCAGAGACCCAGGACCACGAACCUCUUCUACCUGCACAAGAAGGUGCAUGCAUUAGUGAAUAAGCUGGAAUCUACUCUUGGUUUGUAUUUUAUUAUGAUUUUUAAGAAUACUUGAGUGACUUUAGACUUUGUUAAUGACAAGUUAGUGUAAAUAGUAAAUGUAUGCUUGUUUCCCUCUGGUAUGUUGAUAUAAUAGCUCAUGAGAGUGUGGAUUUAAUGUUUUCCCUCUGCUAAAGCCUUCUCUGUUCAAUUGUACUACAAAAAAAAGUUACUUGUUGAUGAAUGCAAAAUCUAAUUUGUUAUUGAUUUAUUUACAUUAAAGUUAGGAAUUAUUUAGAGUGGCCCCUAGUUCAUUGGAGAUCUCUCUACCUGUAGGGUCUCCUCCUUUGAAUACAAUCUUCAUUCUGUUCUUUGAGAAGUAAGGUGUCUUUCAAUGAAAUGUAAACUAAGAAAUACGGCCAGUUUAGGACUAGGAUUGUAAUUUUUAUUUAGUUUUUAUCUGUGGGUCAGCAUUUUAUAGGCCUAAGUUUGCCAGUGAUAAUUUUUAUAUAGCUUAUUAAAUGGUAAAUGUAUCUAUCUUCCUUGUGAAUAAUUUUACUUUUACCACCCCACUUUUGCUUCUGUUAAAUUUUGGAUACUGUUGUAACUGCUCACAAAAUAUUGGUUAAUAUCAAUAUGUAUGUUAGUUUUUGAUACACUGAAAAAAACUGGGAUCACUUGACUGAAAACACUCAUUCUAGUUUUCGAACCAAGAAAUUGCAUUUCUAAAUAUGUUGUCAUCAAUUCUAAAUAUCAGUUAAGAUAGUGUAACUUGUAUCUUGAUCAAGAUAGUCUAAACAUAUUGCUUUUGAUUACUUUACCCACAAUUGUCUUUAUCUCUGCAGUAAGACGGAAAUAUUGUCUUCAAAGUUGUAGAAUUUGCAUAAGGUCUCAUGUAGAUGUUUAAAAUCUAUCAAUGUUAACUUCCAUAAUGUAGAAUGGUACUGUUCAGAAUCCUCUUCGCUAGCCAAAGAGCUCUUGAAACAAAGAAAGUAUGAAAGACAUCCGAGGAUUCUGUUGAACAAUGAUUUUUAUUUUAUUGAAAUGGUUUUGAUUUAUUAUAAUUGUAAUUAUAAGGGGUGAUCUUUAGUUAUUCUUUGAAUUCAAAUCUUGUGAAUACAAUUAGUAUGUGACCGAGUGUAAUAAAAUAUUGCGGGUUGUACUUUUGGAACUUAUGCUAAUUAAGAAGAAUGCUACUUUAAUAUCUUAUCUUCCAUUUUGAAUCAAUGAAAAACUUGUACGUAUGUAUUGUAUGUUUGUAAAUAUUUGAUUUCAUGUUAAAUUCAUCUGUUGAUUAUUUUACCAAAUUGUUGGUGCAUAAAGAAGUAAGUAUAGUGUUGCUCUUGUAUUUCUAAUGUUUUGAGAUAUUUUUAAUUGAGUGUUAUAAAAUAUUGUAAUAGUCCAUUUUUUUAAUUGUAUAUCGAUAAUCAAUUUUUUACGUUGUUGAAACUUUUACUAUGCAGUUUUUGGUAUAUUGAUGUGAUAUUAUUUUGAGCAAGAUUAUUGCAUUGCAGGAUGGUUUCGUUGAAGGGCAACAAUUUAGGAUAAAGUGAAUAAAAAAGUGAAAUAUCUUGAGGGUAACAAGAAUAUUAUCUUGUUAUCUUUGUACUUAUGGCUGUGAGUGUUGAAAUAUUUUGGUUAUAAAAAAGACAUUCCAUCUCUUACAGAUUCUCUUUCAUUCAGUUGUUCAGUUUGUUAAUCCUGUGCAUUAUCAACAUUAGAGAAGCAAUUUGUUAGAACUUGAAGUGUUUCUUCACAUCAUAUCUUUCUUUUAAAAUCUUUCAGAGGAUUUUCUGAGUACUGUCUUUCUUCUUUUCAUUUCUUUUUAGAUCGUUAAUUUUCAUGCAAAUUUCGUGCAUUCAAUUUUUUCUUGCUGUAAAAGGUUACGUUUCUAUAAAUUGUUUAUCAAUAUAAUAAUGAUAUUGAAAAGGCAGUAUGCCCUAGGAAUGAGUUUCUGAAUGCUUUCAUAGUGGUAAAGUUGAAAUCUAUAUAUCUAAAGUGCAAAACACAUUCAUGUAGGAAUCCAAUAACGUGCCUUUUCAUUGAAUAGCGUCUAAGAAAACCAAAAUUGACCAAAUGCACAAUGAGAGGAUGCAAUGAGAAAUGUGCAAAUAAAAUAUUUCAAAAUCAAGGGCAAUUAAUAAUUUUUUUGGCGCCAUGAAGACAAAAUGUCACAAUUUUGUGGCAUGAAUGAAACAGGAUAAAAUGACCACAUGUUGGUACAUCCUAGUAAUGCCGGAGGCAGCUUUCUUUUAAACCAGCUGUUCAAUCUAUUAAUGUAAGUAAGUUGUGAGAGGUGUCUUGCAAAGCAGUAAUACAUAUUGUUGUAUUGUUGGUCUCCUUUAAUUUGCCACACAAAAUACAUAUAUGAUCUGGUCCUUUUCACUCAGAUAAAUUAGUGAAACACUUUAAUACAUGGUAAGUGUAAGUAAAUAAGUGAUUUUUAUCUUUGUGUAAGAUUGAUCAUCUGGGAUUUCCCCACGAUUGGGAUGGUCUACUCUCUGGAUCUUUACCCUCUGCCUCCAGUUGUCUCACCCCCUAAUGCCACUUACACGAGACUUUCAGGAAAUGAUAAUUAAACACAUGUGUUAAUAAUUGUACCUCAUUGGGGUAUCCAGUUUAUGCUUUAACAUACUAUUGCACUUGUACUGUAGAAAUAAUUUCUUCGGGAAAAUUCACACUUAUUUACAUUAAUAAAUAAAAUUUGAGAAGCUUAAGAAAAGUAGAUGUAUACUAAGAAAUUUAGUAUUAGUUGGAGUAAUUUCCAUCAUGAAAAGAGAAAAAAGUCACGUGAUGUUCCUCAGGUGUUGUGAAAGUGUGGGUAAUGAUGAAAAAUUGUCUCUUAGCAAUACUAUUUAUCAAAGACUGUAUUUUUUUACUGAUGAGUGAGGUGGAGUUCUUCCAUGCAUUUAGCAGCUGCGGAAUGCCGAGGCAUUCUGCACUAAAUUACCUUUAAUACUUAGUUGACAAUAGAGACUGCUGUACUUAAUGGCAGUGCAUUUUGUGACUGAUAAUAUAGUUGUUCUUUCCUCUAUUAACUAUUCAUUACUAUUACUAGACUAGGAAGGGGACAAUUUCAGAAUGAAAAAUGUAUGCAGGUAAAUAUGAAACAAUGUUAAAUAAAUUUAUUUGUUUUACU
Gryllus bimaculatus (two-spotted cricket) is the source of this 5004-nucleotide messenger RNA. The record is from the annotation of a GenBank genome assembly. Lineage: Eukaryota; Metazoa; Arthropoda; Insecta; Orthoptera; Gryllidae.